Eriocheir sinensis (Chinese mitten crab) is the source of this 4422-nucleotide messenger RNA. Its product is annotated as vacuolar protein sorting-associated protein 35-like. The transcript has 16 exons. The coding region runs from base 173 to 2566 and encodes 797 amino acids. The record is from RefSeq and is a predicted model, not a curated record. Gene Ontology annotation, cellular component: retromer, cargo-selective complex; late endosome; retromer complex. NCBI's taxonomy places the organism in Eukaryota, Metazoa, Arthropoda, Malacostraca, Decapoda, Varunidae. Gene Ontology annotation, biological process: intracellular protein transport; retrograde transport, endosome to Golgi.
UGGUGUUUAUGAGGCGGAAGUCCAAGCCAGCGGCCGAACACAACCUCCUGACGCGCCCCAGCCCCAGUCCCAGACCGUAGUAAACAAGAGAGCCAGCCUACGCCUCCCUGCCUCCUCCCUCUGAUAAAACAGGACCGAAUACGACGCAGCCAUUGCGCUCUCAAACCCUGAGAUGGUGUCCCCAAUGGAUGACCAGGACAAGCUGCUGGACGAGGCCAUGGGGGCAGUGCGGGGCCAGGCGUUCCAGAUGAAGCGCUGCCUGGACAAGGGGCGUCUCAUGGAUGGCCUCAAGCACGCCUCCAACAUGCUGGGGGAGCUGAGGACAUCACUGCUCUCCCCCAAGACUUACUAUGAGCUGUACAUGUGUAUUUGUGAUGAGCUGCGGCACCUGGAAAUGUACCUCAUUGACGAGUUCCAGAAGGGUCAGAGAGUAGCCGACCUCUACGAGCUGGUGCAGUACGCCGGCAAUAUUGUACCUCGGCUGUACCUGCUGAUCACGGUGGGUCUGGUUUACAUCAAGACCAACGACUCAUGCAAGCGGGACAUUCUGAAGGACCUGGUGGAGAUGUGUCGCGGCGUGCAGCACCCCCUGCGUGGCCUCUUCCUCAGGAACUACUUGCUUCAGUGCAGCCGCAACAUUCUGCCGGACGUGGAUGACCCCCAGUCAGGCUCCAACACUGAGGAUCAUCCAACAGGCACGAUAUCGGACAGCGUGGACUUUAUCCUGAUGAACUUUGCGGAGAUGAACAAGCUGUGGGUGAGGAUGCAGCACCAAGGACACUCGCGGGACAAGGAGAAGAGGGAGAAGGAGAGGCAGGAGCUGAGGAUCCUUGUGGGCACUAACCUGGUCCGCCUCUCGCAGCUGGAGUUUGUUGACGUGCAGAGAUACAAGAAGAUGGUGCUGCCGGGCAUCCUGGAGCAGGCCGUGAGCUGCCGCGACCCGCUGUCCCAAGAGUACCUCAUGGAGUGCAUCAUUCAGGUGUUCCCAGACGAGUUCCACCUGCAGACCCUCAGUGCGUUCCUCAAGGCCUGCGCUGAACUCCACUCCGAAGUCAACGUCAAAAACAUCAUCAUCUCGCUCAUCGACCGCCUCGCCAACUUUGCCCACCGGGAGGACGGCAGCGGCAUCCCCGAUGACAUCAAGCUCUUCGAAAUAUUCUCUGAGCAGGUGUCCCAAGUCAUCAAGUCUCGCCCAGACAUGCCCAUGGAGGACACUGUGAGCCUCCAGGUGUCCCUCGUUAACCUGGCCCAGAAGUGUUACCCCGACCAGAUUGACUACGUGGACAAGGUGCUCGAGAACACGCUUGAGGUCUUCCAGAAACUCAACAUCGAGAAGAUCCACUCAGGCUCAGCGCUGGGCCGGGAGCUGAGUCGGCUGCUGAGGCUCCCCGCUGACAACUACAACAACCUGCUGACUGUGUUGAAACUGCAGUGCUUCACACCGCUGCUCUCCCUCCUGGACUACAGUGGCAGGAAGGUGCUGGCCACUUACCUGGUGACCAACGCUGUCGAUAACGAGACGCUCGUCCCCACCCAGGAGCAGGUGGAUGCAGUGCUGUCCAUGGUGGCCUCGAUGAUUUGUGACCAGACAGACCAACCCCUAGUGGAGCCUGACCCUGAGGACCUGGCGGAGGAACAGGGGCUGCUGGCCAGAUUCAUCCAUCUGUUCAAGUCUUCAAGCAGCGACCAGCAGUACCUCAUCCUGACCACCGCCCGCAAGCACCUGGGCGCCGGGGGCAACAAGCGAGUGCUGUACACACUGCCGCCCCUUGUCUUCCAGGCCUACCAGCUGGCCUUCAAAUACCACCAGGAGAGGGAUGUGGAUGACAAGUGGAGCAAGAAGGUGCACAAAAUCUUCCAGUUCUGCCACCAGACCAUCACGGCGCUGGUCAAGGCCGAGUACGCUGAGCUGCCUCUCAGACUCUUCCUGCAGGGCGCCCUCGCCAUUGACAGGAUUGACUUUGAAAACCAUGAAACAGUCGCUUACGAGUUCAUGUCACAGGCCUUCUCCCUGUAUGAGGACGAGAUCAGUGACAGCAAGGCACAGCUGGCAGCUAUGACCCUCAUCAUGGGCACCUUCCAGCAGACCACCUGCUUCAGCGAGGAAAACCACGAGCCUCUGCGGACCCAGUGUGCUCUGGCAGCCUCCAAGCUGCUCAAGAAGCCUGACCAGGCACGUGGGGUGACCACCUGCUCUCACCUCUUCUGGUCAGCCCGCUCCCAGCUCAGCAACAAGGAGGAGCUUCAUGAUGAGAAGCGAGUCUUGGAGUGCCUAAAGAAAGCCGUUCGCAUUGCCAACCAGUGCAUGGAUCCCUCCACACAGAUCCAGCUCUUUGUGGAACUCCUCAACCACUACAUUUACUUCUAUGAGAAAGGCAACUCUCAGGUCACCGUGGCAAUGCUGAACCAGCUGAUCAGUAAAGUGAAGGAGGACCUGGCCAACCUGGAGACCACCGAGGAAACGGACCAGAUCUCUCGCCACCUGACCAACACACUCACCCACCUGCAGCUCCGGCAGCAGGAGCCUCCAAGUGAGGGCCCCAGCUACGAGGGACUCCAGCUGUGAGGGACACACCCAUCCCUGCUGCUGCGAGGGACACGCCCAUUCCUAAGUGUGUAGGGGGAGAGAUGAAUCUAUAUGGUAUGGAGAAUUUUGCAUUUCUACUUUACAUGUGGAGAAAUGACACACAACUUCAGGUGUGCCGGUGGUAAUUUUUGUAUAUACUUAUGAGUUUAUAACAUUGUCAUCCAAGAGUACUAGUGAUAACACACAUUAGGUCGCUGUCUGGCUGAAAUGUUAUAUUACUGUUAGCAGAGAAUUGUGCUGUACAUGACUGAUGUGUUUGAGAGACAUUAUUAAGUUUUUACACAAAUCUAAAUAUGAUUACACUUGUUUCAAAUUUGUUUUAAGUGUAGGGACCCAAAUAUUAUCAUUAUCAUCAUCAUCAUCAUGGAGUUUCCUACAUGCUGGGUAGUAGUUGCUAUAAAAACAGAUCCCAUUUGUACCUUUUUGCUGCCCAUCAUUUUCUUCCAAACCUCUGGAAUUUUCUUGUCCUGCACCAAGGAAUACUCUUGCAUUACCAGCAAAAAAAAAAGUGAGUGCCAUUAAUGGUAAGUGCUGCUCUGUUUCCUUGGUUAUUUAGCAGCAGUCUUUGCUGCCUGGCAGAAAGACAGUAAUCAAUCUCUGCAGUUCAUUCAUAGAAUUUGUUGUCAGGUGAUCAUAAUGGCCUUUACUGAACCCUUAUCAUGCUAAUCAUCCACCAGUGUCAGCUUUUGAGAUCAAAACUUUAUUAGCCAGUAGUACAUUUAUUACAAUUAGAGAUAAUUAUACUUAUGAAUUUGUAGUCCUUAUACAGAAAAAAAUAAUGAGUUAUUUACAGCAAACUUACAUUGACGAUGACAGAGAAUGAUUAAGAUGAACAUGAAAUGUAUUGUCUUAUUACAGAGGGUGACCAAACUAUUGACACACACACUGAGGCAGACUGCUUCCUCUCAGGGCUAGUUAUUGCAACACUGUCCCCUUUAGGAAUGUCUUGGAUAAAAGAGCAGCUGUUCAAGGGACGGCAUCCAUUUGAGCAGCCUCUAUAUGAUGAAUUUGUCAGCUCCGUCUGCCUCCAAGUUCCCUUCAGGAAUUCCCUUACAAUGGUGGCUGUGACUGUGCCAUCUCAUGGGUGGCCUCCCUCUUGCAUCUACUCCUUUAUUGACUCAUGAACUCUUCAACCACCUCAUCCUUGUCUUUCACACUUGUCCUACUUUAGACACCACUUGUUUUUUGAGUUCUCCAGGCAUGAGACCUUGGUGCUGUGUUGCUUAACUGAUGCCCCACUGUGAGAGGCCAAUAAUAUUCCCUCACAAAGGUUAUGUAUUAGCAGAAGGUGAUUCCAGCACCUCUUUGUCCUAAUCAGUGCAUUUUCUACAGAACCCUUCCCACACCCAGUUAGUUUUGUCUGUAUUGUGGGUCUUGAAAGAAUGGAUUAGCGGUGAUGAUGAUGACAGCAAUGGUUUUAUUUACAUAAUCUAAGCACUAUAAAGCAGUUACCUCACCCAUCCACCUCAUUGUAUCACAAUGCAAACAAACAUUAGUGUCGGCCCUCACAUAACCCACCACCCACUGAGCCAGGCAUGAAGGGCAGCUGUUUAAGGUUACAAAGUUUUGUUACUUGUUCUCUGCAAUAUGUCAUCCUGCCAGAUGUUAGAACAUCCUGGUUGGUGAGACAGGAACAGUGCAUCCUUAUGUUUUGUGCCCACAACAUGACGGCCUGGGCGGUGACAAACAAGUCAUGUUAACACUUCGCUGAGGCUCAGUAUGUCAGUUAUGAAUGAGAGCUUCAUGUGAUGUAUAUUGUUGGUUGCUGGUAUUGUACAGUUGCCAGUUUUUUGUUUACAUACAAACAUAUAUAACAAAAUAUAUCUAUAUCUGAA